Messenger RNA from Callithrix jacchus (white-tufted-ear marmoset), 4222 nucleotides. It is a transcript of the gene STK38L, whose product is annotated as serine/threonine kinase 38 like. Gene Ontology annotation, biological process: protein phosphorylation. The record is from RefSeq and is a predicted model, not a curated record. Gene Ontology annotation, molecular function: protein serine/threonine kinase activity; ATP binding. Lineage: Eukaryota; Metazoa; Chordata; Mammalia; Primates; Cebidae.
CCUAGGAGGGAGGGCUCGCGAUAGUUCAGGGAGGCCGCCUCGAGAUUCCAGCGAGGCCGCAGGUCCCACCUCCCGGGGGCGGGGAAAAGGGCGGAGCCGGGAGAAGGGAGCGGACGGGCGCCCGGGCGGCUGCGGUGCGUGUGGAGGCUGAGCCGGCCGCGGGUGCGACCGGAGGCAGUUUCCGUUGCUAUGGCAAUGACGGCAGGGACUACAACAACCUUUCCUAUGAGCAACCAUACCCGGGAAAGAGUGACUGUAGCCAAGCUCACAUUGGAGAAUUUUUAUAGCAACCUAAUUUUACAGCAUGAAGAGAGAGAAACCAGGCAGAAGAAGUUAGAAGUGGCCAUGGAAGAAGAAGGAUUAGCAGAUGAAGAGAAAAAGUUACGUCGAUCACAACACGCUCGCAAAGAAACAGAGUUCUUACGGCUCAAAAGGACCAGACUUGGCUUGGAUGACUUUGAGUCUCUGAAAGUUAUAGGAAGAGGAGCUUUUGGAGAGGUGCGGUUGGUCCAGAAGAAAGAUACAGGCCAUAUCUAUGCAAUGAAGAUAUUGAGAAAGGCUGAUAUGCUUGAAAAAGAGCAGGUGGCCCAUAUUCGAGCAGAAAGAGAUAUUUUGGUAGAAGCAGAUGGUGCCUGGGUGGUGAAGAUGUUUUACAGUUUUCAAGAUAAGAGGAAUCUUUAUCUAAUCAUGGAAUUUCUCCCUGGAGGUGACAUGAUGACAUUGCUAAUGAAGAAAGACACCUUGACAGAAGAGGAAACACAGUUCUACAUUUCAGAGACUGUUCUGGCAAUAGAUGCGAUCCACCAGUUGGGUUUCAUCCAUCGGGAUAUUAAGCCAGACAACCUUUUAUUGGAUGCCAAGGGUCAUGUAAAAUUAUCUGAUUUUGGUUUAUGCACUGGAUUAAAGAAAGCUCACCGGACUGAAUUUUAUAGAAAUCUCACACACAACCCACCAAGUGACUUCUCAUUUCAAAACAUGAACUCAAAGAGGAAAGCAGAAACUUGGAAGAAGAACAGAAGACAACUGGCAUAUUCCACAGUUGGGACACCAGAUUACAUUGCUCCAGAAGUAUUCAUGCAGACUGGUUACAACAAAUUGUGUGACUGGUGGUCUUUGGGAGUGAUUAUGUAUGAAAUGCUAAUAGGAUAUCCACCUUUCUGCUCUGAAACACCUCAAGAAACGUAUAGAAAAGUGAUGAACUGGAAAGAAACUCUGGUAUUUCCUCCAGAGGUACCUAUAUCUGAGAAAGCCAAGGACUUAAUUCUCAGAUUUUGUAUUGAUUCUGAAAACAGAAUUGGAAAUAGUGGAGUAGAAGAAAUAAAAGGUCAUCCAUUUUUUGAAGGUGUGGACUGGGAGCACAUAAGGGAAAGGCCAGCAGCAAUCCCUAUAGAGAUCAAAAGCAUUGAUGAUACUUCAAAUUUUGAUGACUUCCCUGAAUCUGAUAUUUUACAACCAGUGCCAAAUACCACAGAACCGGACUACAAAUCCAAAGACUGGGUUUUUCUCAAUUAUACCUAUAAAAGGUUUGAAGGGUUGACUCAACGUGGCUCCAUCCCCACCUACAUGAAAGCUGGGAAAUUAUGAAUGAAGAUAACAUUUGCCCAUAACCAAGAGAACUCAGGUAGCUGCAUCACCAGGCUUGCUCGGCGUAGAUAACAAUACACUGAAAUACUCCUGAAGACGGUGGUGCUUAUUGACUACAAGAGGAAAUUCUACAGGAUUAGGAUUUCUAAGACUACUAUAGGAAUUGGUUGGCAGUGCCAGCUGGCUCUUUUUUUUUUUAAAAUAUUUUAUUAUUUUUGUUAACUUUAUUAUACGAAGGUACUGGAAUAAAAGGAAUGGACAUCCCUUUCUAACUGCACUGCCUACAUGCGUAUUAAGGUCCAUUCUGCCUGUGUGUGCUGUGGCUUUGAACUGUAACACCUCUAAUCAAUUCAGGAGAAACAUAUCAUUUAAAGCAACAUAGGCUAACCUGUAGGUAACUGCAGUAUUGAUGUUUUACUGCAAUUCUAUGGGUCUAGAUAAUCAGUAAAAGCCAUCUUCCAUAGUUGGUGUUAGAACAUUGCCCUAUUGGUUUGGACAUCUGUAGAAUAUAUAUGAAGACAUUUUUUGUAAUGGUUUCAAGAAAUUUAAAAAGAAAUUCACUGGUUCUCUAAAAAAUAGAAUUUAUCAUCAAGUUAUUACACAAACUCCACAGUAGGGAGCGACAAGUUUAUAAUAAGAAAGAGGAAGUUUAACACCUUCACUCAAGCACUCCACUAAUAUAUUUAUGUUGCAUUCAGAAAUACUGAUGACCUUUAUAUAUGUAGUCUGUAUACUCAUAGGGAGACGUACUGUAUUAUAUAACAUGUAAAGUUGAUUUUCUUGUGACAAGAGGACUUCUUUUUUAACAAGAGGACAUGGCAUUAUUUUAAUUUGAUUAUGGUGAGUUGAAUUUAAGAAAUGACCAUGAAGGCUGCUUGUAGAAUUAGUGUAUUUUUAUUAAACUAUUUUUUUAAAUGUCAAACUUCUAUUAUGUAAAUGGACUUGUAGAGAACAAAAAGCUAUUUACUUUGGUUUUCUAGAAAAUUGUUAAAUAUCAUAGCUAGUUAACUUUUAUUUCUUUUGAUGAAAAUGUUUCCUUUGAUAGUACUUGUAUUAUUGUGCCAUUAUUUUCGUAUGCUCCAAAUGUACCAAAGAUCUUCAACAGUGGAUGCUCACAACUAGUAGAAUUUUCUUUUCCUGUGGGAAUGCUGUAUGCAGACCUGACAGAUCUUUGAUAGAGGUCAGUUUAUUUAAGGGCAAUAUUGUUCAUGUUUAGCUAUAUCACUGUGGUGAAUAUAGAUGGAAUUAAGGAAGUAAAUGCAGGCCAGGGGGUUGUGAUGAGAGGACAGGGGAGAUAAUGUCAGCAUCAAAUUCUUUGGGUAUCGCCCUAAGAAUUAAAUAAUCUUUUCUAGGUUUUUAAUUCUAAUUCAAACAACUCUGAGGUUUUGGUUUCAUUAGUACUAGUUAAGGAAUAAUAUGCUAGCAAAGAAUGGCCCAAUGUUUGUCUUAACUGUUAAUGGAUGGAAUUUUAAAACUAUACAACAAUGAUAACCAUUAUAAAUGAUUUAUGAUCAAAAUCUAAAGUGAUGAUUUGUUUGUAGGAAUGUCUUCCUAAUGGGGAAGAGUUGCUUAGGAGCAUUAUGCAAAUCUACAAAAACUUUUAUAAAUGUUGCUGAUAGGUAGCUCCACAGUGUUUUCAUAAGGCCAUCCUGUUUCCUCCCACUUCCCUAUUUUUUUGUUUCUUUUAAAAAUAUUUGUUGAGUACUUAGGUGUUUAUCUAACAGUUCAUUUCCAUUUUUCUAGUCGGAAUUUUUUGAGUAUUUAGGAGAGAGCUAUUAAAACCCCUGGGGAUACCUCAAGUUGACCAACUCUAAUUUUUCUAAUUAUAACUGCCCUUAAUUAAAAUAAUAUUAACUUUUGCUAAAGUUUAUGAGAUUUCCUUACCCCACAUUGCUCCCCCCCUUUAUUUAUUCAUUUUUUUUAAAAGGACUGUUUUGCUAGUGUGAUAAUGAAUAGGUAAGAUACGAGGUAAUUGCAACAUUCUCUAGUUCUAGUGUGGUUAACCAUUCUUGAAAUGGUAUUGAAAAAUGCCAUUAAUUCAAACUGACAGAGAUUGAUAAAAAGAAACUAAUUUACCUAAGUUUACUUUUUAAUUGCAUAAGAAUAGAGCAUUUUUUUGUUUUGAGUUCCCUCAUUCUUAUUACCAGAAAAAGCUUGCAAAUUGGCACUGGAAGGAUAGUUCUGUCUGGAAAGCUACUUUGUUGAGAGUCUCAUUCUUCCCUGGAGUUAACAGAGUGAUUCACAAUCUUUAAGGUUUUCUCCUCAUCAAAAGCAUUUCUUAAGUGCCUAUCUAAAAGCAAUUAAAGACUGUGUCUGCCCUUUGGAAGCUAAGAAUUUGAUUCGUGAUGCAAAUUAACCAGAUAAUUUGCAAAGUACCCUUGAGAUUGAAUUUUCUUUAUUAUACAUUUCCCAUAUUUCAGGUGAAUAAUUUAAUUUAAGUGAUAAAACCCUAUCUAAUCAACUGGGCAUAAUGACAUUUUCUUUAAAUUAGACUCUAUUUUGAAUUUAAAAAGUUUUAUUAUAAACUGUGUUUUUGGUUUUUCUAAGUAUAUAGAAAGCUUGUAUAAUUCAGAUUUAUCAAUUUCCUGAUUUAAUGUAGACUUUGACUUUUUUAUUAAAAACCUUUGUAUUAAAGCAA